Actinia tenebrosa (Australian red waratah sea anemone) is the source of this 1911-nucleotide messenger RNA. Its product is annotated as mutS protein homolog 4-like. Gene Ontology annotation, biological process: reciprocal meiotic recombination; mismatch repair. Gene Ontology annotation, molecular function: mismatched DNA binding; ATP-dependent DNA damage sensor activity; ATP binding. Gene Ontology annotation, cellular component: nucleus. NCBI's taxonomy places the organism in Eukaryota, Metazoa, Cnidaria, Anthozoa, Actiniaria, Actiniidae. The record is from RefSeq and is a predicted model, not a curated record.
UUACUCAACUAUUUACGUAUUUCUAUUUCAGAUGCUUCAACUGCCAGAAAUCUUGAACUGUUACAAAAUGCAAGAGACGCUAAAAGCGAGCACUGUUUGUACGGUAUUAUGAACUACACAAAGACCCCUGGAGGAUCUCGUCUUUUACGCUCUAACAUACUACAGCCACCAAACGAUCUGGAAACAAUAAAGAUGAGACUUGAUUGUGUUACUGAAUUAACUGAGAAAGAGGAAGUGUUUCAUAACUUAAGAUCAGUGCUCGGACGUUUUCUUGAUGUGGACCACCUAACAUCUAUGUGCGUACAAAUCCCUAAGCAAGAAACAGUAAAAACUGCAGAGUCCAAAAUCACUGCCAUCAUAUCCCUUAAACAUACAUUAGAACUUGUGGAGCCAUUAUGUGAGGCCCUCAAAGAAACUGAAACACCGCUACUUAAAGCAUAUCAUGAGUCGCUUAAUGAUCCGCGAUUUAAAUCAGUGGCUGAAAAAAUCCAUGCGGUAAUUCAUGACGAUACACGUUAUCAAAAGGGAACCCUUAACAUGAGGACUCAGAAGUGCUUUGCUGUAAAGCCGCAUGUAAAUGGACUUCUUGAUGUUGCCCGACGGACAUACACUGAAACUGUUGAUGACAUUACAGAUCUUAUCAAACAACUCUCAGAAAAAUACGAGCUACCUCUAAAAACGGGUUUCAACGCCACCAGGGGAUUUUACAUCCAGCUUCAACUUAAUCGUGAUAAUGAUAUAGACACGAGUACACUUCCAAGUGAGUUCAUCAAAGUUGCGAAAGUUAAAAGUACAGUAACGUUUUCUUCUGUCGAUCUGAUUAAAUURAAUGACAGAAUCAAGGAGUCACUGAACGAAAUAUACCUGAUGGCUGAUGUGGUCGUGUCGGAGCUUCUACGUGAAAUUCGUGAUCACAUUGGAUGUCUGUAUAAAUUAGGAGAGCUUGUUAGUACCUUAGACAUGCUAACAUCUUUUUCCCACCUGUGUACGCUGUCGGACUACGUUCGACCGGAAUUUACGGAUACAUUAGCAAUCAAACAAGGACGUCAUCCUAUUCUGGACAAGAUUCUCCCUGAAGCUCCUGUUGCUAACAACAUGUACGCAGCAGAUGGUACGAACUUUUUCAUCUUAACUGGGCCCAAURUGAGUGGGAAAUCUACUUAUCUAAAGCAAGUGGCACUCCUUCAAAUCAUGGCACAAAUGGGUAGCUUUGUUCCUGCUCAAUAUGCUUCUUUCAGAAUCGCUGAUCAAAUCUUCUCCAGGAUUGGGAGUGAUGACGACAUUGAAACAAACUCGUCUACCUUCAUGGUCGAAAUGAAAGAAGUGAACUACAUCUUGCAGAACGCUUCUGAAAAAUCCCUGAUAAUAAUCGAUGAACUUGGAAGGGGUACAAGUAGCGAAGAAGGUGUUGGAAUAUGUUUUUCGAUAUGCGAGAACCUCUUGGAAACAAAGGCUUUUACAUUCUUUGCCACACACUUUCUAGAGUUGACUGCCAUGGAUGAGCUCUAUCCAAACGUUGAAAACCUUCACUUGGAAGUUCAGAGAUCCUUCAGUGACGAAGCUGGUUGUAACAAGAUACUGUAUUCUCACACGCUGUCAAAGGGACGCACAGAAGAAAGACACUACGGAUUACAGCUAGCUGAAAUUUCAACUUUGCCGUCGUCGAUCAUCAAGUCGGCAAAAGAGGUUUCAAAUACCAUUUCCAGAGGUGAAAAGUUGUCGAAUUUGCUGUCUCCAGAAGGUCGAGUUCAAAAAGCCAAAUUCCGGUUGGCAACAAAACUGUUCCAAGCAGCCAACAACUCACGUCUGGAUAAACAGGGUUUGUGGUUAUAUCUUAAUGGAUUGAAAAAGCAAUACCUUCAGGAUAUCAAACAAACAGAAGAGUAGGCAAAACCUAUGCUAAUACUGCAA